Brienomyrus brachyistius is the source of this 2481-nucleotide messenger RNA. Its product is annotated as protein downstream neighbor of son homolog. The record is from RefSeq and is a predicted model, not a curated record. The transcript has 10 exons. Gene Ontology annotation, biological process: nuclear DNA replication. NCBI's taxonomy places the organism in Eukaryota, Metazoa, Chordata, Actinopteri, Osteoglossiformes, Mormyridae. The coding region runs from base 82 to 1884 and encodes 600 amino acids. Gene Ontology annotation, cellular component: nucleus.
UAAUAUGUUACGCGCCAAAUUUGUACUGUAUCAGUGUACAGUAUACAGACAUCAACACGAGUGGGUUCUGGAGAUCUGAAAAUGUCUGAACAAGAAGGAUAUUCCCCGAGUUUCAAGAGGCCCGCUGACAUUCUGCGGAUUUGCAGGAAGAGAACUCGCAGCGAGGGAGUCGGUGCAGCCGGUCGAGUGGCUGGGAGUAGUCCCGGCGUGUCAGUACCAGGAGUCAGGCCGUUUUCGCCCGGACCGCUCUUUGGCUCGCCAAGCCAAAGUGGCGGAGUUAAGCGCAGGAAUCCGUUCGCCAACAUCGAGAACACGCACAGUAAGCCGAAGAGGCGGGGCGCAAUGAGUGUGCGUGGGGAUGCGGACCACACGGAGCGGAAGCCGGUCUGUGAGGCCGGGGAAGAUGGUCCCUCUGCGCCCGUGCCGCUUGGAGAGCCUCUUACACAGGCUGAAAGAGCUGAUCAAAAGCUUUCUGCCGCCCAGAAGCCGCUUUCUCUCAAACAUGGUGACUCCGUGUUUGAUGAUUUGUUUUCGGACGAAGGGAGACCGUCCGCAGCCUACCCGAGCGAUAACGCGCCCGCAGGCAAUGAAGCUACUCCUCCAGGGGACUAUCCGGCAGACUGGAGCCUAAAGACGCGGCUGCUUAUCAUGUCGCCCUUCACCUUCUCCUGGGCCGAACACUUGAAGGCGCAGGAAGAAGCACAGGGGCUCACACACAGUUGCCGGGCUAUACACUGCAGCCUGCCUGCACCAAUCCAGGAGCCUCGCACCAGUGUUGAGCUGCGCUGUGCCUUCCAGCAGUGCCUGGUUUACUGGCAGCACCCUUCCUUGUCCUGGCUGCCACUGUUCCCUCGCAUUGGUGCUGAGAAGAAGCUCUCUGGGAAGAGCAUGCCCUGGUUGCAGGAUGAGGCUCUGCAACAGAGCCUGAUGAAUGACUGGUCGCAGAGCGUCACCUCCCUGUACAGCCUGGUGCGGACACGCCUCUGCCCCUUCUUCUACCUCUGCACUUACCAGUUUACCGUGCUGUUCCGUGCUGCCGGCAUGAGUGGCACUGAUGGCAUCACGGCUGUGCUGUCGCCCUCCACACUGGGGCUACGGGAGGCCAUGCGGGCUGAGGGAAUUGAGUUCACACUUCCCCUGUUGGAGGAAAAGAAGAAAACGGAAGAUCACGGUAAAUGUGAACAAACAGAAGAACCAUAUACAGAAGUUAAGGAGCAGAGUGAAGCAGAGGAUGAUAAGGAUGAUGAUGAUGAUGAUGCCAGUUUUUCCUGGCUAAAGGAAAUGGGUGUACAAGACCAGAUAAACAAACCUGAUUCUGUCUCCAUUAAGCUCCGUAAGGAGCACAGGGAGGUGCAGCUGGACCGCAGGCCCCAGUCGAUGGUUCUGGUGAAGGGUACCGACACCUUCACGCUCCUCAAUUUCUUCAUCAACUACAAAGGCUUGGUGGCAGCUUCAGGAGUACAGGCAGGCCUGCCCCCUACACUGCUUGCCCCUGUGGCAUUUCGGGGUGCUACACUGCAGACACUUAAGGCUCGCAGUGUGACCGUGAAGACCCAGGUGCAAAAUGGAUACCAGGAUACGUUCAGCUUGGAAGUCAGCGGCCCUGUGAUGCCUCACACUCUCCAUGGCCUGAGUCAGCUGCUGCGCAUUGCUCAGAGGGGUCGCUUCUCUGUGGGGCUGUACACCCACGAGCCCACCGCUGUGCUUAACACCUCACUUGGUUCCCCCAGGAUGGACACACAACAGGAGAAGCUUGCUCAGGAGUUGGAAGCAUGCGGCCUGGCCCUUAGCACGGUGCAGCAGUUAACGGAGCCAGCUCGCUUGGGCAGGUCUGUGCUCAGGCAUCUCGACAUGGAUGACUACUCCUACUCGUGGAUGACCUGAUGAAGUCCCACAUGGCCUGCUCCUUUCCCUAUGGGCUUGAUCCUCUAAGGUCCCAGCACUGAAUCACCUUCAUUGGUCCUAGUUUCUAACACUCUGCACAAGCAAGUGGAGCAGGGCCUGGGCUCCAGCAGUCAGCAGCUCUGGAUUCCAACAAGGCCCUCGGGUGCACAUAGACCUCCUCCACAUGGUGUGUCGCUGUUCUUUAUCUGCUGUAGGACCUAGCAGGUACCCGACCUCAACUCUUCUGUAACAGGUUCAGUUGUGAGACACAUUUCAUAAGGCCAGCAGGAGUGUGGCUGCUUUAGGAAUACAGAAUAACCUGCCUGAUGGAGGAUUUCACGUACAUGGAUUUUGUGAUUAAACUGAUUUUAAACUAACUGCACUUCUGUAAAACUCUGCUGCUGAUGUGGUUGAGGGACACUGUCAGUUGAUGGUCUUAGUUUAAAACUACGAAGUGACAAGAGCUGUCCACAAUUAAAUAUUUUGAACUUUUUCUUCACAAAUACAUGAACGUUCAGCUAUGUAUUUUUUGUAUAUUAGGCUUAGACAAACGCAAAAGGAUUGGGCAGCAAAGGCAUACUAGUUAAGAACAUUACU